Messenger RNA from Polyodon spathula (Mississippi paddlefish), 4103 nucleotides. RefSeq names its product coiled-coil domain-containing protein 177-like. Bases 177 to 2234 code for a protein of 685 amino acids. NCBI's taxonomy places the organism in Eukaryota, Metazoa, Chordata, Actinopteri, Acipenseriformes, Polyodontidae. The transcript has 3 exons. The record is from RefSeq and is a predicted model, not a curated record.
CACAGCCAGUGUUACAGCAGCAGCAGCACCAUAGCGCAGCGACAGGCAGAGGCAGGUCUGAGCUGGGAGUUUGGCUGCGCACACACUCCGCUACAGUGAAGAUAUAAGGCGGCAGAGGAGGGCGAGCAGGGGGAGUCCAGUAGGACAGAACUACGACUUGGAAGCUUGCCUUUGACAUGGUGGAUCCACCAGAUGCUGAGGAGGAAGGCAGAAGCAAAGAGCCAGGGCCUGACUGUUCAGCUGCGACAGCUUCUGCCGCUGCUGCCACAGGAGCUCCCAGUCCCCAGAUCAGAAAUGGACCAGACCCUGCCUCGGAACCAUCCCUCCCAGGCAGACAGAGAGAGCAGUCCCCCAAGCUGCACCUGGAUCUCUUUAAUUUCGAUUCUCCCGAAGCCGAAGGGAGUCGCUACGUCCUGACCAGCCCUCGCUCCCUGGAGGCAUGUGCGCGCUGCGGGGUCAAGCCUAUAGUGCUCCUGCAGCGCUCCGUCAAUGACUUCGCCAAGGAGGCCCCCGGUGAGUCCAUGCAGGUAGCGGAGGGGCUGUUCGAGGUCUAUGAGAGAGAGAGGCAGGGCAAACUCAGGGAGUGCCGUGAAGAACGGGAGCGUAUUAUCAAGGAGGAAAAGAGGCGAAUUAGUAACUCGGUCAGCAGCAGCCUACCGUGCUCUCCUGCUGGUAGGCCAACAGGGCUGGGAGUGUCUAGUAUUUCCACAAAGGCUGCCCCGGCUCCUGCUACUAGUGCUGCAACAACAACGCGUAAUGGUGCCACUCCUGCUGUUAAGACAAAUGGACAUGCAGCACAACCCAAGAAAAAAGGGAAAUGCCGUUCCCUGGAUUCUAAACCGAAGAAACGGGAACCCUGCCACUCUACAACGACUAGCACCACCAUGCGGACCUCCUCGGAGUCAGGGGCCUCCUCAUUCAGCUGGGACAGCCCUCGGGACAGCAGGGACAAGUGGCCAAAGGCAUCAAGCCCUAGAGUGCGGACAGUGGCCUCCCUGAACUCCCUAAUGGGGCGCAGCCUGAGCCUGGGGGACCUGAGCCACUCGCCACAGACCACCAAGAGGGUAGAGCGGAUCGUGAAGGAUGUGAAGCGCCGAGGGCUGAGCGAAGUGCCGGAGAGGGACCGCAAGAUUGCGGCACUCAUGCUAGCCAAGCACCAGGAGGAGCACAUCAUGAGCCAGAGCCGCUACAUGGCGCACCUGCAGUGGGACAGCGAGCGGCGAUUGGAGGAGCUGAGCAGGGAGAGGGAGGAGAGGGAGAAGCAGCGCGCUGUCCUGCAGUGUCAGCGUAUCUGGCACACCCAGGUCUCCAGCCGGCAGAGGCAGCUGAGCCAGGAACAGAAGGAGAUGGCCACCAUCAAGCAGCGGCAGGCGGAGGAGAGCGAGGAGAAGUGGAGGGAGCUGGCUGAGAGGCAGAAGCAGUCCAGGCAGGACAGACUGAGGCAGACAGCCGGGGAGGAGAAGCAGAAGAAGAGCCACCAGGAACACAACCUCAAAGCCCUGGAGGAGGAGAGAAGGGCGAUAUUGGAGCAGGAGCAGCAGCUGCUGCAGGAUAAGCUCACGAUGGCCGAGCUGAGGAAGCAGGAGCGUGAGCAUCAGCAGCAGAAGGAGCUCAGGGGCCUCAACAAGGCAGAGAAGCUGAGGCACAAAGCCCUGAUCAGGGAAAUCGUCAGGAGGGAGGCAGAAGAGAGGAAGCUGGCCAAGCGCACUAUGGAGGACAAGCUGAGCAGGUCCAUGGAGAACUAUGAGCAGAUCCAGGAGCGCAGGAACCAGGAGCUGAGGGAGAAAGCCAAGAAGGAAGAACAACACAUCAAGAAGGCCCAGCAGGCUGCAGAGAAGAAGGAGAAGGAACAGAGAGAGCACCUGGAAAGCCUAGCCAGGGAGUCGGAACGCAGGGCACAGCAGGCAGCUCAGGUGGCAGAGGAGAGGGCGCAGCAGAAGGCGUUGAAGGCCGUACAGAGCCGGCUGGAGAAGGAGAAGAUCCAGAGGCUGAACAGGCAAAGGGUGGAGGAGGAGGAGCAGCAGAGAAGGCAGGAGCUCCUGAUGUCCAUCGAGAAGAAGCUGGAGAAGAGCGAGCAGAUCUUUCGGGAAAAGAGGGCUGUGCUGGAGAGUGCUCGCUCCAUGGCACGUGCCUCCUUCCACGUGAGAGACCGGGUGCGAGAUGAGACCAACAUGCGUACCUUUGACAAGAUGGCCCUGGAGGCCCAGCUUCAAGCCAGCCUGAUUGAAAAAUAACAUCUGGGUCUGUCCACAGCUCAGCUAGCAUUGAGCACUCCAGCUGGAGAUCUAGGGGGGUGUCUGGGAAGUUCUAGUGGGAAUAUACAAUUAGUAGUGCGCUGUUUUAGGUGAAGCUCUGAAACUGAACCUUUCUGUACUUCCAAGGCAAUAUAUUUUCAAGUCAAGUUCCUAACCCUCUGAAUAGACAGGAGCAGCUUGCUUCCUAUACUGGUUCAAGUCUGGCAACCUGGUGGGCCCUAUGCAUAAACUUUAAGUAUUGUUUUUUUUUUUUUUUCAAAGUGCUUUGAAAAAACAGCAUAAACUAGUAAAGUCUCUCUGAAACAGUUGAGAGGAGUAAACUGCAUACUGGUUUUUUUUUUUGUUUUUUUUUUAAACUCAUCACAAUGGUCUUAAUUAAAAAAAAACAGACCAAACAUUCCUUGAUUUGAGUUUUACUCUUCACAGCAUGAACCAGUGCUGAAUGGUCUUGGGAUAUUUUGCUGCCUCUGUAGAUUGGCAAAAAAUUGUUUGUGGUGUAAAACAACAAGUCUACCAUAAAAAUGAUUGUAUUCAUUUUUUCUAACUGUAUGGACUGUAUAUUGUAUGUUUAAACAUACAUGCUGGAAACUAUUCAUUAAAUGGUUUGAGGGUUCCUUAUUGUCAAGCUCCAGACAACUGCUUGGAAUUGAAGCAUGAUAGGCGCUAUAUAGACAGUAAGUGCAAAGACCCAUUUCUGUGAAAGGAAUACAACAUUUUGAAUGGUAUAUAAUUAACAAUCAAAUCAAAACUGUUCCUCUUCUCACUAGUUUUUGUGUGUGUUUGUUUUACUGUUGCCAUUGUUUUAAUACAGCCCUUAAUGUUCAUUUAAACAAAAGCUGUUUGCACCUUGCUAUCAGGCCUUAUAUUAUUAUUACUGAAACAAUAGUACUUGAUGUCUACAGAGGGCUCCUCCAGAAUGUUGAUGUCAAGUUUUCCAUCUCAUGUUAGGUAGGUGGUACGGCACCCAUGCUGACCAUUGGGCUGGUCGUCUGUGAGAAAGAGAACACACAAGAAACAAUGCCAACCAAUAGGCAGCCUGAGAAAAAGCCAAGGGACCAGCUUUACAGACUCUGCCAAAUGCCUCUUUGAAACUGAACUCUGGCGCAAUGAGAGUGCCCAUCGUUGUGAAUUUACCAAUGGAAAUUUUAAUUAAAAUGUGCCGCAGUUUCACACUGGGCAUUGUGAGGGACCAGAGCCGAGAUAAAUUUAUUACACAGGUAAGUUUGGGGCCCUAGUCUGUUACCCUAAUGAAAGCCCCAGCCGGACCAUUAUCAGAGCACAGCAUCACCAGCGUUGGCAACACAAUGAAUUCUGUCCUGACUCAGCAGCACACUGUGUGGUAGUGAUGUGGUACUGCAAUGGAUUACAAUCACUGUUUCACACACUGCGAUUAAAGAUCAGUUUGGUAAGAUGUUAUGUAAAAAGAAAGUACAUUGUAGAAUCUACAUGUAACCUUUAUCUCCAGUAAAUAUUUUAUUAAAAACAUGGUCCUGCUUUCUUUAAGGGGCGCACUUUUAAAUGUAUUUAUUGUUAACCAGAAUAGUAACGCAUUAACAAAUUAUGUUAAUUUUUUGAAAAGGAACCGAAACUCACAGGCACCCCUGGGUUAGGGUGGCAAAAUCUGCAGGGACUGUUUCUCCAUCAUGUGCUACAGCGCCCCCCUCUGACCUGUAGAUCUGCUGAGCUGUUGUGGGGAUUGCUGGAGUAAGGGAAUCUAAUUGGACAUUCUACAUAAAGUGAAUGGCAAUGACGUGGUUUCAUCAUUUUAGGUAGUGUGCCAUGUUGAGGAAGUUAGUUUUGAAAAUGUAAUCUGUUACAAAUCUAAAUUAUUUAAACAAAACUGUAAUU